ACGACAACCACGCAGCUUUCAAUUUUCGUUUAUAUAAUUCUGCUUCCCUCCACAAAAUCGAUCUGUAUCUAUACUUCUUGCUGAGAUUUUUGAACACAUUGCAGGUUUUUUUGUUACUAAACGCACUUCGGGGUUGCGGUUUGUUUAGAAAUUGUUGUAGUCGAAAGCUAGGGGGGCCCUGUGAAUUUGUUCUCGUGCUGACUUAAGCUCGAUUUACUGCUGAUCUGGGGUUGUGGUCAUCAGUUUGAGUGAGGGACAAGGAAGUGUGAAGUAUUAUUUACGCGAGGAUGAUGAGAGGAGGAUUUUUCGAUAACAUGUGGGAUCCUUACAGCGGUGCGUAUAGGUAUCCUCGGGUUCAGCCGAGACCGCGGUACAAUCGCCCACGAGCUCCCGUUUAUAAUCAGUACGGUCCUUCGAUGGCACCGGAGUACAAUUUUGCUCCUGUGGUUGAAGAGCCUAUGAGUAGAAAGGCAGCUCGGACAAUCCCCGUUUCAGAUGGAAAUGUUCCUGUAGCUGUGUCGCAGAAAGCUCCGCAAGCAGAGGUUAAGCGAACUGCUGCCCCACAGGCGAGGCGGGUGGUGUCGAGAUUUAAGAGUGAGGAUACUGCCGCCAAGAAGAUUCAGGCCGCGUAUCGUGGUUAUUCUGUGCGCAAGACUCAGCCUCUCAAACACCUGAGGGAAAUUAAGAAGGUCAGGGAAGAGCUCGAGAGUCUUAAGCGGAAGUCCAAAGAGGAAGAACAGAGGAAGAAGCUGUGUAGUGACCCCCAGGAAAGACUGAGGUGGACAGAGGGUAUUAUGUUGAUGUUGCUGCGUUUGGAUUCACUACAAGGCGUGCAUCCAGAAGUCCGAUUCAUACGCAAGGGGUUGACGAAGGAGUUGCUGGGCUUCCAAGAGAUAAUCGAUUCGAUGACUGUAUCUGGAGAGGCGGAAGGUAAACAAGAUGAUGGCAUUUCGGAGAAGCCCGACACUUCUGAUACGGUGAAAGAAAUGGCAAUUGAUGGUCUCACAGAUUCUACUAAUGCAGAAGGUGAAGAGAAAAUGGAAGUCGAGGGAAGAAUUUCUGAUGGAUUAACUGGUGUUCGAAAUGAAGCAAGCGGUACGGUCACCUUUGAACCCCAACAAUCAGUGAUGCAAAAUAUCGAACCUCAUGAAGCGAGUGAAGAGGUUGAAAAUGAAGCCAACAGGAUCAACGUCACUGAGCAUCGAACUCCUGGGAAGCAUGUACACCAGGUACAUUCGGACGAUUCUAAUAAAAUUGACAAUUCAGUUAUUAAGAAUGCUAAUGAUCAGAGAGAAUCCCUUGCUGGAGAGAGCAUCAUUGAAGGAGUGAAAUCUGUUUUGAGACCAAGCUCUAUUGAGGCUGAUGUUGAGGUUCCAAUGGCUGUAGAGGAGGCACAAACCUCAGCGCAAACAUUAGCAAUGGAUUCUCUUGCCCCCGCCAUGAAAGAUGAGCUUGAAACGAUGUUCAAUUCCUCCCAAUCUGUACCAUACACGAAUAUUGAACGUGUACAUCAAGAGCCUUCUUCAGUGGAUGACACUGUCACAACGUCGCCUUCAAGUGGCAUUACCCUGGAACCAAUGUCGAAGGGUUCUUUAGUCGCUCCUGCUAAUCACAAUGAUGAUGGGAAGCUGUUGGAUCCGGUUGACGACGUGGAUGCAGAUAAAGAAGCGGAGAAGCUGCCAGGUGAAGCAGAAAACCUAUCACCGAAUGAAACGGAAAAUGCUAUUCAUGAGGCUAAUCCCGAGGACUGUGAAUCCCUGAAAGGAGAGGGUGUUACAGGAUCUUCGGCUCCAGGUGAUGAGUGGAAAUUGAUUCCGCUCAUCAAUCAAUCCAUGUCCCUAGAAACACAAUGUGUCGAGAAUUCGGAAGUAGGACAGCCACAGGUCUCAACUGCUGACGAUGGUACCCCCUUGUCAGAACGUGAGCUGUUGCUACAGCUGUUGGAGGAAAACCGAAAACUCAAGGAUGUUGUCGGAAAAGUGUUGCAUUGGGGUAAACAGCAGAACGAUGUUAUUCACAGCUUAGCUACCCGAAUUGAACAAUUAGAGAGAUCUCAACUUCAAUCAAACCUGUUGGAAGGAGAAAAAUACAAGACCAGGAAAAGAAUAAGUAAUGAUGCAUCAUAUGUUGGCGAUAGAGACAGACCUCGUCGAAAGGCAGAGAGAGGUGGCAGGAGGAAUACCAGGCAUCUUAAUUAUGGCAAUUUAGAAGAAUGGCCCUCUGCUGAAUCAGAUGAAUUCUUUUAGGUUUCAUAAGCCAGAUUUCGUAGAUGCCCACAAUGUAUAUAACCAUAUGCAUAUUAACAUGCAAAUUAUACAUGAUCUCAUUGGUUUUCAUUCUAACCA
Molecule: messenger RNA, 2345 nt
Organism: Physcomitrium patens
Lineage: Eukaryota; Viridiplantae; Streptophyta; Bryopsida; Funariales; Funariaceae
Biological process (GO): protein folding
Molecular function (GO): protein-folding chaperone binding
Source: RefSeq, a predicted model, not a curated record